UGGCGCGCGCCGGCCGGGCAGCACCGCUGCGGGCUCCGCGCGCGCGGGCCAUGUCCGCCUUCUGCCUGGGCUUGGCCGGCCGCGCUUCAGCACCCGCCGAGCCGGACAGCGCCUGCUGCAUGGAGCUGCCCGCCGCGGCCGCGGACGCAGUCGCGAGUCCAGCCGCCGCCGCCCUCAUCUCCUUCCCCGGGGGCCCCGGGGAGCUGGAACUGGCGUUAGAGGAGGAGCUGGCGCUGCUGGCGGCCGGGGAACGGCCGUCCGACCCCGGGGAGCAUUCUCAGGCCGAGGCCGGGCCUCCGGCCGAGGGGUCCGGACUGCAGCCGCCGCCCGCCCAGGAUCCCGAACUGCUGUCGGUGAUCCGGCAGAAAGAGAAGGAUCUGGUGUUGGCGGCCCGGCUGGGCAAGGCGCUGCUCGAGAGGAACCAGGACAUGAGCCGGCAGUACGAGCAGAUGCACAAGGAGCUGACAGACAAGCUGGAGCACUUAGAACAAGAGAAACACGAACUAAGAAGACGAUUUGAGAACCGAGAAGGGGAAUGGGAAGGGCGCGUGUCAGAGCUGGAGAGUGAUGUGAAACAACUUCAGGAUGAGUUGGAGAGGCAGCAGGUUCAUCUACGGGAAGCAGAUCGAGAAAAAACACGGGCUGUCCAGGAAUUAUCAGAACAGAACCAGAGGUUAUUGGAUCAACUCAGCAGGGCCUCAGAAGUUGAGAGACAACUCUCCAUGCAAGUCCAUGCCCUCAGAGAAGACUUUCGGGAGAAAAACUCCUCGACCAACCAGCACAUCAUCAGGCUUGAAAGCCUACAGGCUGAGCAGGUUCUCGAAAUCAAAAUGCUGUCAGAUCGGAAACGGGAGCUAGAGCAUCGUCUCAGUGCCACCUUAGAGGAAAACGACCUGCUCCAGGGCACUGUGGAGGAGCUACAGGACCGGGUGCUGACCCUGGAGAGGCAAGGCCAUGACAAAGACCUCCAGCUGCACCAGAGCCAGCUGGAGCUCCAGGAGGUGCGGCUCUCCUACCGACAGCUGCAGGUGAAGGUGGAGGAGCUCACCGAGGAGAGGAGUCUGCAGAGCUCCGCCGCCACCAGCACGUCCCUCCUGUCCGAGAUCGAGCAGAGCAUGGAGGCCGAGGAGCUGGAGCAAGAGCGGGAGCAGCUGAGACUGCAGCUCUGGGAAGCCUACUGCCAGGUCCGCUAUCUCUGCUCACACCUCCGGGGGAAUGACAGCGCCGACUCGGCCGUAUCCACGGACUCCUCGAUGGACGAGUCUUCUGAAACCUCGUCUGCCAAGGACGUGCCAGCCGGCAGCUUGCGCACGGCCCUCAGCGAGCUCAAGAGACUGAUACAGAGUAUUGUGGAUGGCAUGGAGCCCACGAGCUCCCGGAGAAUUGAUGAUGACUCCUUAGAAGAACAGAUAAGGCAGACCAGUGAGGACUCGAGAGCCCUAAGGGAACUCAUGGAGGGAGAGAGGGGUAAACUGAGGCAAAGCCUAGAGGAGCUGCAGCAACUCCACAGUCAGGUGACACUGCUGAGUGUGGAGAUGACUGCACUGAAGGAAGAGAGAGACCGACUCAGAGUGACAUCUGAGGACAAGGAACCAAAGGAGCAGCUUCAGAAGGCCAUCAGGGACCGGGACGAGGCCAUUGCAAAGAAGAAUGCUGUGGAGCUGGAACUCGCCAAGUGCAAGAUGGACAUGAUGUCUCUGAACAGCCAGUUGCUGGACGCCAUUCAGCAGAAACUGAACCUCUCCCAGCAGCUUGAGGCGUGGCAGGACGACAUGCACAGGGUCAUUGACCGGCAGCUGAUGGACACGCACCUGAAGGAACGGAGCCGGCCUGCUGCCACCCUCCCCGGGGCCCGGGGCGCGGGGCGCGGGGACGAGCCCAGCACCGCCGAAGGCAAGCGGCUCUUCUCGUUCUUCAGGAGAAUUUAGGUUGGGAGGAGUCAGGCCAGCAAGGACGGGUGACUUGGACUAGAGGUGACUGAAACGGGGUGCUUGCACAGGAGGGCUCCCCUGGGCCAGCUCAGCGGCUGCACUGCCCACCUACACCGGGGCCGAGUCGUCCAGGAGGGCCCACUCGGCCUCUGAAGGCUGCCCUCGACAGAGGGACAGGCAGCAAGCCCUGUCCCCACUGCCAGGCCACACCCGGCCUGGGCUUCCCACGGAUCCACGGUUGUUGAGCAGGGCUCGGGCUGUCUCCAGAGCAGCCCCUUGGGUGGGCUCUGCCACUCCGACCCAGUGGAUCGCAGCCCACGCAGCCCGCCCCGCCCACCCCUCAGUGGCUCCCGCAUCUAACCCCAGGCACUGCUGCGCGUCCCCCCCCACCCCACCCCCGCCGCCAUUUUGGAAUACGGGAAACAGAAGGAAUGGAGGCCGUUCUCUGCAUGCCUCAGGAGGCUGUCGCGGCCCCCAGCUGGCCUGCGCUGCAGGGGCCUGGUCCCUACAGGACACCAGGCCCACAGCUGAGCCUCCAUCUCUCCCCCCAGUCUCUGGCCCAGAGAGUAAAGGGGGAGGCGGCUCCUCACCCACGUGCAUGCACCUCUGCCCAGGGCACCUCUGCGGCAGGAGGCCCGGCCUGCGGGGCCCGACGGCGGGGGGAUCUUCUCUCGCGCACUCGGUCUCAAUGGGCUCUGCCGGGGCUCGGCUGAUGCCACCCCAAGCUCAGGAGGAAGGGCCCUGCCCCGCUGGCCGCCACUGUUCUCCCUCUGGCCUCCGGGCCAGCCAGUGUUCCCGUGGGCCCUCUGCAGGCUUUAGCCAUCCAGCCCUUGCCCCCUUCGUGGGGCCAGAGCGAGGAGGGGGUCUCAUCCUCUUCCCACGGCCCCCUGCUCCCCUCACACAUACAAGGUCUCGGCUCAGCCAAGCGAGUCCAGGCCACACAAUGGCCCCAGAGGGGUCUGUGGUCAGCCACCUCCACCUCAAGGGCAGCACUGGCACCACAGGGCGCCUGCCUCCAGAUACUGCCCGCCAGGCCUGCGGGAGGAUGAAUCCUGCAACCUGCUGCUUCUGCUCCUUCCUCGGCAGCCAUUCCACCUUCUCUGCUGAGGCCCUAACUCAGAGGCACCCCGGGCUGAGUCAGCCCGCAAGCUGCUUUACAAAGGAUCAUCUCCCUCCCUCACACGGGAAAAGCACAGCAGGGACGAGCGGAAAGAAUGUACCUAUAGAUAUGUACAUACCACAGUGCUGUAAUUUUGUAUGUAGCAAUCCUGUAAAUACAUGUAUGGAUUUUAUAAUAUACAUAUUCUAUAUAAAUCUAUAAAGGCAUAUUUUUAGAAAAACAGCGCACCACUGCUUCUUUUGAAAAUAGUCUAAGAAUAAAAUGAAUUUCUACAGA
Hyaena hyaena (striped hyena) is the source of this 3327-nucleotide messenger RNA. RefSeq names its product BICD family like cargo adaptor 1 (gene BICDL1). Bases 51 to 1928 code for a protein of 625 amino acids. Gene Ontology annotation, biological process: vesicle transport along microtubule; Golgi to secretory granule transport. The transcript is spliced from 11 exons. Lineage: Eukaryota; Metazoa; Chordata; Mammalia; Carnivora; Hyaenidae. The record is from RefSeq and is a predicted model, not a curated record.